Molecule: messenger RNA, 4757 nt
Organism: Centrocercus urophasianus (Greater sage-grouse)
Lineage: Eukaryota; Metazoa; Chordata; Aves; Galliformes; Phasianidae
Exons: 2
Coding region: 517-1572 (351 amino acids)
Source: RefSeq, a predicted model, not a curated record
GGGACCCUUAGGGUGUGCAUGGAGUGGGUGCUGUCAGCAUCUCGGCUGCACCCCCCGAGCCCCCCGCUGUGACCCCUGAGACCCCUGAUUGAUAGCAGCCCUGUGAGCACCCCAUCGGGAUUGCCUGAGAGCCGUAGCUGCAACCCCACUGUGACCCUCCGAGCGCCCCAUUGUGACCGAGUGCCCCACUGCAACCCCUUGAGAACCCAAUUGCAACCCCAUUGGAACCCCCGUGCGACCCCCUGAGCAUCCCACUUACAAACCCUGAGCACCCCAAUGCAGCUUCCCAGGUUCCCCAAUGCAGCCCCACAACCACCCCGUUGAGACCCCCAAGCGCCCCACCUGCACCCCCGUCCUCUUGGGGCAGCCCCCCGGUGCAUCCCCGUGCUGAUCCCCCGCACACCCCAUACAGACCCCCCCUCCAUCCCAUGGCAGCAGUGGGCAUCCCUUUCUCUCCCCACGACCUUGUGUUUGCCGCAGGCCUGGCAGCGGGCGCAGUGCCCCCCAACCCCACAGAUGGUUCCAAUGCCAUCUAACAGCAGAGUCUCCCUGCACCCUGACUGGGGGCAACGUUUUAGUUUUGCUUUCUCCGCCGUGAGGAGGAAGCUUUGUUCGGUGCUUUGUUUCCUUUCCAAACCACGCCGUGCCUUUUGUAACCUUGCAGAAAUCCUUUCCAACUGCUCCGUGCUCCCCUUCCCUCCUACCCCUGCCUGCAGCAAAACCACCGGGCAGCGCAGCGGGGCUGGGGGUGACAGCUCAGGGCUGUGGGGCACAAAGCGGCCGUGGUUGCCUGAGUGUUUUCCAAGCUUUGAUAGUAGGGAAAUCACCCCAGAGCGGGAUGCAGUGCAGCAGCCCCAACUGAAGGCAGUGCCCAGCUCCAAGGGUUUCUCUGCGCUGUUACCUUCUCCGGGCUGGGAGAGGGUGAAGGGGGGGGGGGGAGCAGCUCUGGAUCCCCAUGGUUUUUGCACCUCAAUUCCCAUUGGGUUUAACAGCAGUGUGGAGUGCUGUGACUUAAUGGGAACGGUGCUUUGUGUGCUGAGUGCUCCAAACCCUGCUGCUCGGGCACAGGAGCCCCCCAUGGGCACGCCAUGCCCAAACUGCCCUGCUGUACCCCACCCCGCUCCAUGGGCACUGCCCGGUCAAACCCCAUUUUCUGCAUGCUUUAUUUACAAGGAAAAGCAUUCCAGCCCCAGCAGCUCAAUGCAUGUGGAAAGGCAUAGAGCAGCACAACCAAGCAGGAGGUGCAGCUCCAUCCUUCGUGGCUUAAGGUGCGUAAAGAGGAGCCGCACACCAGGAAAUGCAGCCUUCAGAUCCCCAAACCACGCGGCUUCUGCUCAGCGCUGGGGGCUGUGGCACUGCGCUGGCUGUCAUCCUGCUCGGAACGGAAUGAGUGAUGAAAUCCGGAGUGUCUGUGCGGAAGCUGAAGGAGAAAGGAGGGGCCAAAAGCAGGGCGGCACGCAGGCUGUGAGCAACGCCGCAGCGUGGAGCCCGGCGGCUCGGGGAGCUCUUUGCCUUUGUGCAGCUGGGAAGUUGUUCCUGGUUGUGAGCUUGAGCCCGGUUCUUUUGCAUUGAAAGCGUUAUGCAAGGCUGUGAUGGAGGGGUGAGAUCCGGGAGGAGCCGCUUUGCAACUUUGCAAGGGUUCUUGUAGGGACAACGUCUCCCCUGGGGAUGCUGAGGGAGCCCAGCCAUCCCUUGGCAUGCCUGCACAUCCAGCAGGGAUUUGCAAGCAGCUCCCUCAAAGAGGGGAAUGAACACGGGGUGGGCUGGGAAUUAACAGCGUGGCUUUAAUUGCAUCUUGGUGCCUCCUGUUGUCCAUCUCUCCCAGCUACCCCAGCACUGCAGGAGCUUCCUGCAAAACCAUUGCAGUGUGCCCCCCCGUGAACUGGGCUGGCAAUGGGGCUCAGUGCAGGGGCAUCCCAGAGGUUUGUGCUUCUUUUUGCUGUGGGCUGUGGGGCGUUCCUUUCCUUCCUGGGGGCACAGCACUGAUGUGUGACCCACGUGUGUCCCACAGGCCUGUGCUGCUUCUGCUUCCCCUCAUCCCACGCGGAAGGGGAGGCUGCUGCUGAGCACCCAGUGGUAUUUUAAGGCUGUGUAGGAGAAAGAGGGGGGUGAGGGACAGACGCAGCAGUGCCGUUCCAGCUCCCCCAGCUACAGGACUGUGGCUGUGCUGGUGGAGGUGGAGCAGCAUCAGCUGGAGCUGCUGGGAGCAGUGCAGCCAGACUUUGUCCCAGAACCGUCACAGUGCAAUUUGGAUUCAGUUAUGGAUAUUUUUCCAUUGCCAGGGGGAAGGGAAGGAAGGAGCCAGCAGUGUGCCUGCAGGCUGCAGUGCGGUCCCUUUGCUGGCGUGCUGUGGGCUGAGGCUGGUGGUCAGAGCUGUGCUGCUCAGCUCCCAGCUGUGUGCUGCCAACCUUGGGGAGGAAUCAGGCUCAGCUCCAUCUCCAGAGCACCCCUCAGGCUCUGCCUUUCGGAACCACAAAGCACAGAGGUGCUGCUCCCAUCCUGUAUGAGGACUGAGGUCUGAUGGAUCCCAGCCCUGCUGCAUCCCAGAGCUGCACGUCCCCUCAGCCCCACUUCAGGGAGCAGCCAUGCUGCUGUGCCUUGCAGUGCAAACGGCUUCUGGGGAUGUUAUUUCCUGCAGAGUGCUGUGGGGUCCCUGCUUGGCCCUGAGCUGUGCCAUCCUUUUGCUCAUUGCUGCGUGCGAGACGUGAAUUCGGAGCCCAGUGCAGCGCUCAGGUUCUGCUUGGAGCCUGAAGUAAUUACUGAGUCAUUGCUCCAAUGUCUCUUCCCAGCUUUGCAGAGCUCGUUCUGUCCCUGUGUCUGAGGUCCCUGUGCCUCCCUGCAGCCACCACUGGCCCUAUGCAGGAAAAUAUCAGCAUAUACUGCGUAUCAGCGUGGUGCAAAGCAAUGCAGGCAGCGCAUCCCUGCAGGGCAGAGAGGUGCACACUGCAGGGCGGCACGGGGCUGCUGUGGGGACACUGCUGCUGUCUGAGGAGCAGUGGGAUGGAGGGAUUCCCCAGGGGUGGGAGCCGGGAGGAGCAGAUCAGAGCUGCAGGUUGGGCUGCAGGUUGGGCUGCGUGCCCUCGCGAUGCGCUGCUUCCAUUGCCAAAGGAUCAUUUUUAGAGGCUGACAGCUGCUGUCUGACAGCCAGAGCUGGGUGCUAGAAAGCCUGAGCGCUUCCCAAAUGCCGCCCCCUCUGGUUUUUCACGUAGGUGGGGGGGUGAGGUUUUGCUGGGGGUGCAAAUGGUGGCACCUGGGGAUGCUGCUGGGACAGCGAUGCCACCUGCAGGGCUUGGGGAGGAGGCAGCGAGGAAGCAGCCAGGUGUGUUUCCCCAAAACCUGCAUCACCGUGCUGGAAAUGGUGUGAGCACAGCAGGGUGGGAGAGCUGCAGGGCCUGAGUUCUGUGCCCUGAGUCCGUGGGGCUCUUUGAUGUGGGAUUCCCACCUCCUUCAGGCUGCAGAUAUGGGGUGAGAUCACCCCCAAGCACAGCACACGUUCCCUUUGGUGUCAGCUGGUGGCUGUUCUGUUGUCGGGAAUAACAGGAAAGGAUUUGGAAGCACUGAUGCAGCUGGUGCCACAGAAGUGUAAAAUUGUCGUGCUAAUUAAUUGAAACAGCCCCUGAUUAAUGCAGACUCACUGUGUUCCCACUGCCUUAUGGGGGAAGGAUCCAAAUGCUGUGCUUUGCCUUCACCCUCUGCUUUGCUGGCUCAGGAAGCCAUGGCAGUUAAUUCUUCUUACUCUGCCUGUUGCUGAAAGCUGAGCAAGAAACCACCCAAAACUUGAGGGGAAGAAAGCUCUUCAUCUGCAAGACAGAGCCAGGCAUUGCAUGGAACUGCUUCAGGGGCUGCCCUGGGUGCUGGGGCUGCGCUGCUCUCAGAGCAUCCUUCUGUGUGCUGCUCUGCAGGCAGAGCUGUGGGUGCUGAGAGAGGAAACGUGAAGGAAAGCAAUGAUGAAUUGCUGCAGCUGCCUUGUAAACAUUUGAGUUCUUUUUUUUCCCCAAGGCUUAAUUUGUUCAAAUGAAAGCUGAAAUCCAUCAGGAACGCACUGCCAAAGCUCUGAGCAUCCGCACACAGCACCUAUCGCUGCUGGUCAGGGCUGCUGUGGCUCCGCAGUCUCAGCUGCAAAGUGCAGCAAUGGAGCUGAGAGUUGAGGAGUUUCUUUGGCCACGUGUUGGAGCUGCGUGCUGCUCGAGGCAGUGAUUGCCAUCUGUGCUGGGGCAGAGGAGCACACGUGUGCUUCUGCUUGGGAGCAAGGACGUGAAAUGCAGGCCUUUGGUGGCACACACGCAUGGCUGCAUGUUGGAUCGCUGCUGCGGUGGGAAUGGAUCAGCUUUGCCCAUUCCUGCUUUGCUUGCAGGGCUCCGUCCCCAUGGGGAUGGGUUUGGUGGGGACAGCGGUGACCAAAGGCUCAGCACACGGCUGGGGGAGAUCCCAGAGCAGAAGGUCGAAGAGUGCAAAGUAGUUGUGAUCAGAAGGGGACGGGUGCAUCUCCAUGGGCCGCACAGUUGCAGUGCAAUUGGCCCUGGGGGCAUCUCCUGAGUUCCAUGUAGUGGGUGGUGGUGGCAGGGAAGCAAAUCCCCUCUCUCUGCUGAGCCUGCAGGAGGCACCUUUGCAGAAGCAGGCUGGGCUCCCUUUGCACCUUUACAGCUGGCUUCUUCCAGUGCUUAGGAAUCACAGCGUGCUGGAUGUGUGGGGCAGGGCAGGAGGGAAGGAGGGCAGGUGGGAAGGAAAGAAAGGCAGAUCAUAAGGAAGGAUGGAAG